Molecule: messenger RNA, 2154 nt
Organism: Parathielavia appendiculata
Lineage: Eukaryota; Fungi; Ascomycota; Sordariomycetes; Sordariales; Chaetomiaceae
Product: mitochondrial carrier
Exons: 3
Coding region: 356-1786 (476 amino acids)
Biological process (GO): ADP transport; ATP transport; transmembrane transport
Molecular function (GO): ATP transmembrane transporter activity
Source: RefSeq, a predicted model, not a curated record
GACAGCUUUCCAGCAUGCCGGCCUGUCGGUGCCCAAGAAGCGGUUGUCUGGUUUCUUCGAUGAAAUCGACAUGGACCAUGAUGGCUUCAUCACAUUUGACGAAUGGCGGUAAGUCUCAACUGGUCUGUGUCUUGUUGCCUCUUUCUUGUUGCUCUGUGCCUCGCUGAAGAGGCCCAAUGGGGGUCCCCUGAAGUGGAUUAUGUGUGUUUCCAUACUGCUUGUUCAAGCCUAUCUAUGUUUGAGAAGCCGUAUUAUGUCCGUGCUUGUGGGCUGUUAUUGUCAAGGACUUCGAAACCCCGGUGAAAGUUCUUGAGCCGGAUGCUGACACCCGAGUUCAAGCGAUUUCUUGCUGUUCAUGCCGAAUAACCACAACGGAUCGCCUUUGGAGGCUGCGCUAUCCUUCUACUCAUCUAUUGUCACGGUCAGCUCAGAGGGUGAUUCGCUGGUCAGUGAUGAGACACUAGAAGGUCUAGGUACGGCCGGGUUCCUUCUUCAAGCUCUCUUUGGUUCGCUCCUCAGAAUCGCCAACCCGAACUUGGUUAUCACCUCGCGUCGCCCCGCGGACGUGGAUCGCAGCUCGACUUCAAGUGCACCUGGCUCGUUUCCUUACACGGAUCAAACAUCGAGCAUACCGACAGAGAUGGCGGCAUCUUCAGCCACUGUCCGCUAUGGCCCGGCCGUCGCCAUCACCUCGCAAGUCUUGACCGACGUAGCAGUCAAGCGACCUACCCUGCAAUACGAGGGCGCCCAGCAGUCUGGCGCCUCGCAAGUUUCUGACAUUAUCGAGGAGGAUGCAGGGGAUAUUAUAAACAAACUGACAGAUCUGCUGCCUGACCCAGGAUACUUCCUCGCCGGUGCCGUCUCAGGUGGUGUCUCACGGACAGCUACCGCGCCUCUCGACCGACUCAAAGUCUAUCUCCUUGUCAACACCAAGCCCCAAACCACUGCGGCCAUUGCUGCUGCGAAAAAUGGCCGCCCGCUGGCGGCAUUACGCAACGCCGGUAGACCCAUUGUUGACGCCAUCAUGACUCUGUGGAAGACUGGUGGAGUGCGCACUUUCUUCGCAGGGAACGGUCUCAACGUCGUCAAGAUCAUGCCGGAGUCUGCCAUUCGGUUCGGCUCGUACGAAGCAUCCAAGCGAUUUCUCGCGGCUUAUGAAGGCCACGACGACCCGACCCAGAUCAGCACCGUCUCCAAGUUUGUUGCUGGCGGCAUCGGUGGCAUGACAGCCCAGUUUUGCGUGUAUCCUAUUGACACGCUCAAGUUCCGGCUGCAGUGCGAGACGGUCCAGGGCGGACCCCAGGGCAAUGCUCUGCUCCUGCGCACGGCGAAGACCAUGUGGGCAGAUGGCGGUCUUCGCGCAGCCUACCGCGGUCUUGGCCUCGGCCUCAUCGGCAUGUUUCCCUACAGUGCCAUAGACAUUGGCACGUUUGAGAUGCUCAAAAAGUCAUACACUCGGACGAUGGCUCGGUACUACGGCAUCCAUGAAGACGACAUGCACAUAAGCAAUGUGACUACCGCGGUUCUGGGAGCAACCUCGGGUGCCCUCGGCGCGACCAUCGUCUAUCCGCUCAACGUCCUGCGAACGCGUCUGCAGACCCAGGGCACCGCCAUGCACCCACCCACGUACACGGGUAUCGUCGAUGUGGCUACCAAGACAGUCCGCAACGAAGGGAUGCACGGUCUGUACAAGGGAUUAACGCCCAAUCUUCUCAAGGUCGCCCCUGCGCUGAGCAUCACCUGGGUGUGCUACGAGAACAUGAAGAGCCUCUUGCAACUCAACUGAGGGGCAAACAAAUUCACAAAAACCCUUUGGCCACCUCAUACAAAGGGAGGGUUGCUGUUAUCGACGCCCCCAGCAGAAAGCUUCUCGCAACACUGUGGCUGGCUGGCUUGGACGAGCAGGAGGAGUGAAGCAAGCAUUUCCGUCGGCGUCAGGGUAUCUAGUCUACUGCAUUUCCACAUUUUCUUUGAGGGCCACACUUAUCCAUGGCCGCGGCGUUUUUGGGUGGCUGGAAGAUACCACUUAGAGGAGCUGAACAAGAGCCUGCGACGCGGAGGGCCUUGGAUUGCAGACGGGAGCAGGAGGUGAUAGACGAUGAAGAUAUCGCAGUGACUAACUUAGUUCCAAUAUGAAAUUUCGUCCUUUCCAAA